UCUAGGGCUCAGUGGGAGAUGCCAGCCCUCCCUGAGACACUCAGAGUUAGUAAGGAAGAGAAACAGGGAACAUGGUUGCCUUAGAGCUCUAGUGGUACAAGAGCUCUGAAGGUUCCAACCUCCUGUUUUGUUCUGGUAUCCUUCCAGGAGGCCAAGAUGAAUUGCCUGCCUGCCCUGGGCUCUUUGCUUUAAUCUCAAUAGCGUUCUGGGAGCAUCCCCCCACCGCCCUCCCCACCACCACCACCUCCACAAAGCUCCUGGGCCCCUCCUCCCUUCAAGGAUUGGGAAGAACUGGUCUCAAAUCCUCCUAAGCCACCAGCAUCUCCGUCUUCAGCUCACAGCAGCCCUGAGCCCCAGCCUGCAGCCAGGGCACCACACACGUCCCACCCACCCAGCGACUCCCCAGCUGCUGCCCACUCUUCCUUACCCAUGGGGAACAGCAAAAGUGGGGCCCUGUCCAAGGAGAUCCUGGAGGAGCUGCAGCUGAACACCAAGUUCUCAGAGGAGGAGCUGUCCACCUGGUACCAGUCCUUCCUGAGAGACUGCCCCAGCGGCCGCAUCACCCAGCAGCAGUUCCAGAACAUCUACUCCAAGUUCUUCCCCGAUGCUGACCCCAAGGCCUACGCCCAGCAUGUGUUCCGCAGCUUCGAUUCCAACCUCGACGGCACCCUGGACUUCAAGGAGUACAUCAUCGCCCUGCAUAUGACCACCGCGGGCAAGACCAACCAGAAGCUGGAGUGGGCCUUCUCCCUCUAUGACGUGGAUGGCAAUGGGACCAUCAGCAAGAAUGAAGUGCUGGAGAUCGUCCUAGCUAUUUUCAAAAUGAUCUCUCCUGAGGAUGUGAAGCUCCUUCCAGAUGAUGAAAACACACCAGAAAAACGAGCUGAGAAGAUCUGGAAGUACUUCGGAAAGAAUGAUGAUGAUAAACUUACAGAGAAAGAAUUCAUUGACGGAACCCUGGCCAAUAAUGAAAUUCUGCGACUGAUCCAGUUUGAGCCUCAAAAAGUGAAGGAAAAGAAAAAGAACCCCUGAUGCCAACUGUUCAGCUAUCCUCCCUCCACUCACCACUCACAUGACACCCAUAAGCACGUGCAUGCACACAUGCACACACGCACACACGCAAGCACACACACGCAAGGACACACAUGCACACACGCACAUGCACGCAAGGACACACACAUGCACACACGCACGUGCACGCAUGCACACAUACAUGCACACACGCACACACACAUGCACAUGCAUGCGCACAUACCCACACAUGCACACAUCCACCCCAGGGCCAAGAGGGAGGCCUGCACACAAGCCCACAGCACAGCUCCCUGCCAAAAUGAAGCAUCUGUAGUGGCCCACUGGUUCCUUCUUCCUGGGUCUUCAGCAUCCCUCCUAUCAUCCCCCACCCCACCCCUCCCUCUGCCCACCAGGCCAUGGCCCUGUGCUAAUCCCAGGAUUAGGCCAUAGGAGUCCUAAGUGUCACCCUGCUCUAAGCUCCUUUGUGGAGUGCUGGGUAAGCAGUUUCCAAUAAACACAAGUGGAGCUGGGCACGCA
Callithrix jacchus (white-tufted-ear marmoset) is the source of this 1548-nucleotide messenger RNA. It is a transcript of the gene RCVRN, whose product is annotated as recoverin. NCBI's taxonomy places the organism in Eukaryota, Metazoa, Chordata, Mammalia, Primates, Cebidae. The record is from RefSeq and is a predicted model, not a curated record. Gene Ontology annotation, molecular function: calcium ion binding.